This is a messenger RNA of Kluyveromyces lactis, 1875 nucleotides long. It is a transcript of the gene TAH18, whose product is annotated as NAPDH-dependent diflavin reductase. The record is from RefSeq and is a predicted model, not a curated record. Gene Ontology annotation, cellular component: cytosol. Bases 1 to 1875 code for a protein of 624 amino acids. NCBI's taxonomy places the organism in Eukaryota, Fungi, Ascomycota, Saccharomycetes, Saccharomycetales, Saccharomycetaceae. The transcript has a single exon. Gene Ontology annotation, molecular function: NADPH-hemoprotein reductase activity; flavin adenine dinucleotide binding; FMN binding.
AUGCAGAACAAGAAGAUUGUCAUAUUGUAUGGUUCUGAGACAGGAAAUGCGCAAGAUUUUGCGCAUAUUCUUUCUCAUAAGUUAAAGAGACUGCAUUUCUCACAUACAUUGAUUAAGAUCGGUGAUUACCAUCCGAAAAGCGUUCUGCAGUGCAAGUACCUGUUUAUCAUCUGCUCUACGACUGGACAAGGAGAACUACCGCGUAACGCAAGAGAGAACUGUAAUGGACGGGCUCAGGGGACUCUCUGGCAGUUUUUGAAGAAAUCUACACUUCCUGCGGAUCUUUUAGAUCAUGUUAACGUUGCCAUGCUUGGGUUGGGUGAUUCCUCGUAUCCAAGAUUCAACUUUGGUAUCAGAAAGCUUCAUGAACGUAUUGUCAAUCAACUUGGCGCUAGUGAGAUUUUUCCACGCUUAGAAGCUGAUGAGUUGGGACUUGCUGGGAGUAAUAAGGAUACUGGAAAUGGAGUUGAAUCCGUCUACUAUGAAUUUGAGAAAAGAAUCAUCGCCUACAUGUUAGAGAAGUACCCCAACAGAAAGCACGAUGGCAAAAUGAUGCCCAGAGUAGGCCUAGCCGAAGAUGUUUACUUGAAACCGAGCAAUAUAUUAGAAAUAUCCACUGUUAAUGGAUCGACAAAUGAUCAGCUACCUGAUUCUAAGAUUCAAUUUGUUGGAGAUGAGACAAUAAGACAUGGAACCGUUAAGAAAAACAACCAAAUAACUGCUAAAGAUCAUUUUCAGGACGUUCGACAAUUUGUGUUUGAAACCGAGGAUCAUGAAGCCUAUCAUCCAGGCGAUACAGUUUCUUUAUAUCCCGAAAAUUCAGACAAUGACGUUGAAUUAUUCCUCGAAGCUCAACCUCAUUGGAAGAAGGUCGCUGAUGAACUUCUUACAAUAACAGACCUGGAAAAUUGUGAUCGGUUCAGAGAUGGUGGUGUUGUGAAACCACUUACUCUAAGAACCUUGUUAAAAUAUCAUUUUGAUAUCGUCAGUAUACCUAGGCAGAGCUUCUUCAUGAAAACUUGGACUUUUGCAAAUGCUCACGAAGAUAGACCAACCGAUCAAGAGCUAUUAGAACAACAGAGGGAUAAACUAAGACAGUUCGGGUAUGGACAAGACCUACAGGACUUGUAUGAUUAUUGCAAUAGACCAAGAAGAUCAGUAUUAGAGGUUAUACAGGAUUUUGAAUUCUUAAAACUUCCAUGGGAGUUCGCAUUAGAUUAUCUACCCAUGAUAAAGCCCAGAUUUUAUUCCAUCUCAAGUGCACCAUCUGAUCCUAAUGUUGAACUAACUAUUGCUAUUGUUCGUUAUAAGACUUUGUUAAGAAAGGUACGGAAAGGACUAUGCACGAACUACCUACUUACAUUAACCGAAAACGAUACAGUUCGUUAUAAACUUCAAAAUAAUCAUUUACUUCAUGAAGAUAUUAUUGGCAAACCUAUCAUCAUGACUUCUCCGGGGGUAGGUCUCGCACCAAUGAAGUGCUUGAUCGAGUCUAAUUUAUUCAAGGAUCAGUACUUAUUUUUUGGUAACAGAAUGAAGGAUAAGGACUUUUUAUAUGAAGAUACGUUAUCUAUGUGGAAGAAAGAAGGUAAAAUUAAUUUAUUCACUUGUUUUUCGCGGGAUCCCAUAAAUUCUCCUCAUGCUAAGUAUGUUCAAGAUCAGUUGUGGAAUCAAUCUAGUCUAAUAGCAGACCUAAUUUUGAAAAAAUCUGCCAUAGUAUAUAUUUGUGGAUCCUCCGGUAAAAUGCCAGUUCAGGUUAGGUUGACUAUAGUUGAGAUCCUGAAAAAACAUGGAAACUUCGAAAACGCAGAAGAAGCCGAGCAUUAUCUAAAAGAAAUGGAAAGAACUGACAGGUAUAUGCAAGAGACAUGGUAG